Molecule: messenger RNA, 3087 nt
Organism: Chanos chanos (milkfish)
Lineage: Eukaryota; Metazoa; Chordata; Actinopteri; Gonorynchiformes; Chanidae
Gene: tll1
Product: tolloid-like 1
Exons: 21
Coding region: 1-3087 (1028 amino acids)
Biological process (GO): proteolysis
Molecular function (GO): zinc ion binding; calcium ion binding; serine-type endopeptidase activity
Source: RefSeq, a predicted model, not a curated record
AUGGACUGCUUUCACUCAGCAUUGAUUGCUAAAAUGCAUUGGGUUACACUUCUACUAGCUGGAUUGACUUUCUGGAGCAAAGUGUCCGUUCACAACUGCUUAGACUAUGAAGACAUUUAUGAUUAUUAUGAAGAGGAUAAAGCGGAGACGAUAGACUACAAGGAUCCAUGCAAAGCUGCUGUUUUUUGGGGAGACAUCGCGUUGGAUGAGGAAGACUUGAAAAUGUUUCAGAUUGACAGAACGAUAGACCUCAGAGAACACACACACGCCCGACAAGGCCACACAUCUGGAGGCCUUGGAGAACACGACGUCUCGAAGAAGAGGGGGUCGUUAUAUCUGCUUUUGGACAGAAUACGACAGCUCGGGUUCGAGUCAUGGUCAGAGAACUCCAGUAAGGAGGUGGGGAGCCCUAAGGCAGGUGUGAAGAGUGUGAAGAGUGUGAAGAGUGUGAAGGGAGGGCAGGUCGUGAAAUCUCGAGUUCCACGAGCCGCCACGUCGCGAGCAGAGAGAAUCUGGCCUGGGGGCGUCAUCCCCUACGUCAUUGGCGGCAACUUCACUGGCAGUCAGAGAGCCAUGUUUAAACAGGCCAUGAGACACUGGGAGAAGCAGACAUGUGUGACGUUCAUUGAGAAGACUGAUGAGGAGAGUUACAUCGUCUUCACAUACAGACCCUGCGGGUGCUGUUCUUAUGUCGGUCGCCGGGGUAACGGGCCUCAGGCGAUCUCCAUUGGGAAAAACUGCGACAAGUUUGGCAUCGUGGUGCAUGAGCUGGGUCAUGUGAUUGGGUUCUGGCAUGAGCACACAAGGCCUGACCGAGAUGAUCAUGUGACCAUCAUCAGAGACAACAUUCAGCCAGGUCAGGAGUAUAAUUUUCUCAAGAUGGAACCAGGAGAGGUGAAUUCUCUUGGAGAGCCAUACGAUUUCGACAGCAUUAUGCAUUAUGCCAGAAAUACUUUCUCCAGGGGUAUGUUUCUGGAUACUAUCUUGCCUUCUCGAGAUGAGAACGGAGUGAGGCCAGCCAUUGGUCAGAGGACCAGACUUAGUAAAGGAGACAUCUCUCAGGCUAAGAAACUCUACAGAUGUCCAGCCUGUGGAGAGACAUUACAGGACUCGAUGGGGAAUUUCUCUUCACCCGGUUAUCCAAACGGAUAUCCCUCAUACACACACUGUGUGUGGAGAAUCUCUGUCACACCAGGAGAGAAGAUUGUGCUGAACUUCACCACUAUGGACCUGUAUAAGAGCAGUCUGUGCUGGUACGACUACAUUGAGGUGCGUGACGGAUAUUGGAGGAAAGCCCCAUUGUUAGGUCGGUUUUGUGGAGAUAAAGUCCCAGAAGUGCUGGUCUCUACAGAGAGUCGGAUGUGGAUCGAAUUCCGCAGCAGCAGCAACUGGGUGGGCAAGGGAUUUGCAGCCGUUUAUGAAGCCAUCUGUGGGGGUGAUAUUAGUAAAGAUUCAGGGCAGAUCCAGUCUCCAAACUACCCAGAUGACUACCGUCCGUCAAAAGAGUGUGUGUGGAGGAUCACUGUCUCAGAGGGCUACUACGUUGGCCUCAGUUUUCAGGCUUUUGAGAUUGAGCGCCAUGACAGCUGUGCGUAUGACUACUUGGAAGUACGAGACGGACUGUCUGAGAACAGCCCUCUGAUUGGUCGGUUCUGCGGUUACGAUAAACCUGAGGAUAUCCGCUCCACUUCCAACACACUGUGGAUGAAAUUCGUCUCUGAUGGCACUGUCAACAAAGCAGGCUUCGCUGCCAACUUCUUUAAAGAGGAAGAUGAAUGUGUGAAGCCAGAUAAAGGCGGUUGUGAACAGAGGUGUGAGAACACACUGGGAAGUUUCAGAUGUGCGUGUGAUCCCGGUUACGAACUCGCUCCUGACAAGAAGAGCUGUGAAGCGGCGUGUGGUGGACUGCUGUCGAAGUUGAAUGGGACCAUUACGACGCCCGGCUGGCCAAAGGAAUACCCCCCCAAUAAGAACUGUGUGUGGCAGGUCGUGGCCCCCACCCAGUAUCGCAUAUCCAUGCAGUUUGAGGCGUUCGAACUGGAGGGCAAUGAGGUGUGCAAGUACGACUUUGUAGAGGUGCGCAGCGGCCUGUCGUCAGACUCUAAGCUUCAUGGGAAAUACUGUGGCACUGAGGUCCCAGAGGUCAUCACCUCCCAGUACAACAACAUGCGCAUCGAGUUCAAGUCUGAUAACACUGUGUCUAAGAAAGGCUUCAAAGCACACUUCUUCUCCGAUAAGGAUGAAUGCUCUAAGGAUAAUGGCGGUUGUCAACAUGAAUGUGUCAACACCAUCGGCAGUUACGUGUGUCAGUGUCGCAAUGGCUUCAUACUACAUGAGAACAAACACGACUGCAAGGAAGCGGAAUGCGAACACAAGAUCCACAGCCCCAGCGGGACCAUCAGCAGCCCAAACUGGCCUGAUAAAUACCCCAGUCGCAAAGAGUGCACCUGGGACAUCACCGCCACGCCCGGACACCGCGUCAAAAUCUCCUUUAAUGAAUUUGAGAUCGAACAACACCAGGAGUGCGCGUACGAUCACCUGGAGGCGUUCGACGGCGACUCGGACAAGGCGGCCAUCUUGGGUCGACUGUGCGGCAGUAAGAUUCCCGAGCCACUCGUCUCCACGGGCAACAAGAUGUACCUGCGCUUCAUCUCCGACGCCUCGGUCCAGCGCAAGGGCUUUCAGGCCACUCACUCCACAGAGUGUGGCGGCAGGUUAAAGGCUGAGUCUAGACAGAAGAACCUGUAUUCCCACGCUCAGUUUGGAGAUAAUAACUACCCCGGUCACACAGACUGUGAGUGGCUGAUCACGGCAGAGACGGGCUACGGCAUUGAACUCACCUUCACCACCUUUGAGGUGGAGGAGGAGGCUGACUGCGGUUACGACUACAUCGAACUUUACGACGGUUACGAUACGGGCGCCCACAAACUCGGACGCUUCUGUGGAUCUGGGCCUCGUGAGGAACUUUACUCGGCUGGUGAUGCCAUAUUGAUCCAUUUCCACACCGAUGACACCAUCAGUAAAAAAGGAUUUCAUAUUCGCUACAUCAGUACCAAAUUUCAGGAGGCGUUACACCCCCACAAGUAA